Messenger RNA from Penicillium diatomitis, 1689 nucleotides. RefSeq lists its product as uncharacterized. The coding region runs from base 1 to 1689 and encodes 562 amino acids. Lineage: Eukaryota; Fungi; Ascomycota; Eurotiomycetes; Eurotiales; Aspergillaceae. The transcript has 4 exons. The record is from RefSeq and is a predicted model, not a curated record.
AUGGGUUCUGAAUUGGGACUCACUGCCGAUACACAGGCCCAGCUUGACCUUUCGCCUGUUAGCAUCUGGUGGGUAGUCUGGGGAUGCGUCUGGACGUCUUUCGUUGCCGCUGGCAUGGCCUACCUCAUCGUGAACCGGGAUAUGCCGACACUGAGAAUUCGGGGCCUUGCACUCUCGCUUUCGUCCAUUGUUUUGCUCCACUUGUUCGGAUGGGUAUGCCAGUUUGGCCUCUUGAUCGGCGCCAUCAUGCCGGGUGAUACGCAAUACUGGGUCAUGGGGACCUGGCUGCCGUGCGGCAUCGCUCUGUUUCACGCCUCGAACUCGCGAUUUCUUCAUGUUGCCAGUUUGCAGCGCAAGUUUGCAGUUCAAGGACAUCGACCCCUGGACACCCUCCCGGAUGCAAAGCUGAAGCCUGGCUUGAUCAACCGCUUCCGCCGCCUCACAUACACGACCAAAAUCGUCAUCACCGUCGGCGCUGCAAUGGUCGCCCAAGUCUUUCUCACGGUUCUGAUGUGGCUCAUCUCUCGAAAAUGGCACAGCUCGUGGGGGAUUCCUGGCACAGAGGUGCACGGGAGUUCCAUGGCCCAAAAGGCAGCUCAAGGCUCGGGCUGGGAGUGGUGGCCAGGUGUAUUCUGGCAGUUUGUAUGGUCAUGGAUCGUUGCCCCUAUUGUACUGUGGAAAUCCCGCAACAUCCACGACACUCAAGGUUGGCGCGUUCAAACCAUUGGCUGCGCUCUUGGAAAUCUGCAUGCCACGCCUAUGUGGCUCAUCGCUCUUUACGUUCCAGGAAUGGCACCCGUAAACAAUUACUUUAUCCCUCCACAGUGGAUCUGUUUGUCCAUCUGGAUCAUUGAAAUCUUCACAGUCUUUCUGCCCUGCUGGGAGGUCAUGCGUCAUCAAUCGCUUCGACAGGAAACACUCGAUUCCAUCGCUCGCUGGGAGGCCAAAGUCAAAUUGAACUCCUCCGAGAAUAAGUCAUUGAAGUCUGAUACAACCGUGGUUGGCUCCGCGGUCUCAGGAUGGAAGUCUAUGAAUGCGUCGAUCCAAACCACUGGGUCGCGCGACAGUAUCUUGACUAUGGGUGCGUUAGAACACGUUUUGGAGCGCAACCCACUUCCGUUGUUAGAAUUCUCAGCGUUACGUGAGUUUUCGGGAGAGAACAUCGCGUUUCUCAUGGCUGUUUCGGCAUGGAAGACAUCCCUGCCGCAGGCGCCGAAGGACUCUGCUGCCGGUCCUGACGGUCAUUCUCGAGAUCUGCUCCGCCGAGCUUUCAACCAUGCCCUUGGCAUCUAUGUCGACUUCAUCAGUGUUCGACACGCUGAGUUUCCAGUCAAUAUUUCAUCUAGCGAUUUCAAGUCCCUCGAAGACAUUUUUGAGCGAGCUGCGUACCUUCUUUACGGCGACGAGCGUGAGGCUGACCCGGUCACCCCUUACGAUAACUUUGCCAUGGAGCCUCUCUCCCCCGCCGUUUCCGAGGGCUCAGAAAAAGGCAUUGCCAAUAACACGCGCAACCGAAUCUAUUAUUGGGGUGAUAUUCCUGACCAAUUUUGUGCGACUACAUUCCAGGAUGCAGAGGCCAGCAUCAAGUACCUCGUCCUGACGAAUACUUGGCCCAAAUUCAUCAAGAGUCAGCGGUACGCCUCGGUUGACUCAUUGGACACUCUUACCGAUAUUGGUAAAACGGUCUGA